AUGGCCGACGCUUUGUGUGGGCCGUCAAACGCCCUUCAAAACUUCCAGAAACACACAGCAGUCGAUAGGACACUGCAGCAGGAUAGGCUGAUCAACCGCCAGUCUCCCGGCCAACAGGGGUUCCGCUCGCAACAUCCCAAUGCCAAUGUUCUUGACUCUGAAUUUCAAACCUUCGAGAAUAACUUUGCCGGAAAUGCUCCUAUGCUAGAACGGCCCGGCCCAUUCGGCGCCCCCGUGCAUGCCCCAUCACAUCCUGCUUUCGCAGCCGAUGCUAGCGACUGGGCGUCCGAUUUUCAGAAUCUGAGGCUGUCGGGACCUUCCCAGAAUAUACACCAGCAACAAAUAAGACCGGGGCCAGCGCAAAAUGCUGUACACUCAGAGGGCUGGCAACAUGAAUUUGCUAGGCAUCAACAGCAAAACAGCCACAAUCCCAUGACACAAUCGACACCAAUGUCGAAUUUCCAAACCCCUUUUCAGCCUUCCUAUCGCAUGAACACUGGAGCCAUGGGGCAGUUUCAAACAAACCAGGAGCCUGUACAAGCAAACCUGAGCCAUGCAAAGGAACCAGCCGCAUUUGAUGAGAGUGCCUUCGAGGCUGCGUUCGAGCAUGUGCAAGCCGAAGUAGAUCAACAACAGACGACAACGGAGCAAGUUCAAAGCACGGAAUUAGACGAAACGCAAAUAGAGUCCGAGCGUACAGAGCUGGGUGUUGACGAUCAGAUCAGAAUCGGCUCUGAUUUGAUCACAAAUACUUCGGAUGCCAAUGUUCAAGAACAAAAACAAGACCCAGACGAACUAGCAAGAACCGCCGGGAGCUUGCUCGAAAGUCUCAGCCACGAAAAUAGCAAGAAGUUUCAAGAGAGCAAUUUCCUCGCCCUGAUGCGCCGAAUUCGGGAUCGCGAGGUUCACAUUGAAGGCGAUGAGUUUCGCGAAUCGUCGCAGCCGUUGCAUCCAGGGGGGAGAAGCUAUCCCGGAGCAUUCGAUACUAGGAACACGCGUGUCGACGAUGGCAGGCCCACGAGCAGUACUGCAGAUCCACAGCAUCCUCAAUAA
Molecule: messenger RNA, 1053 nt
Organism: Talaromyces rugulosus
Lineage: Eukaryota; Fungi; Ascomycota; Eurotiomycetes; Eurotiales; Trichocomaceae
Exons: 4
Coding region: 1-1053 (350 amino acids)
Source: RefSeq, a predicted model, not a curated record